Fusarium musae is the source of this 357-nucleotide messenger RNA. RefSeq lists its product as uncharacterized. NCBI's taxonomy places the organism in Eukaryota, Fungi, Ascomycota, Sordariomycetes, Hypocreales, Nectriaceae. The transcript is spliced from 2 exons. The record is from RefSeq and is a predicted model, not a curated record. The coding region runs from base 1 to 357 and encodes 118 amino acids.
AUGUCCAACGACACAGACUAUGUGGCUCUUGGAGUGGCCCAGAGAAGUGACAGAUCUGGGCUGGAGACGCUAGCGGAAUUGGCAUUGAGGACCUUUCCCAGUGUCAGAAGACUGACCAAGACUCAGGACCCCAACAUCUUCCUAUUUUCCACUGUCCUUCUUGAUCGCGUUAUCAAAGCCUUUGUGGCCCUGUUUGUUCCUCUAUGGUUGGUUCUUCCCACAAUUAUCCUCCAGGCUUCCUCUGGAAGCCUCCCUAGAUCUAUAGUUUUCGCCUUCUUCAUUUUUGGGACGUCUAUCAUGCUCUUCGCUGCUGUCGACUUGACAAAACACAACUUUCUAGUUGCUCUGAUAACGUAA